Molecule: messenger RNA, 939 nt
Organism: Rangifer tarandus platyrhynchus (Svalbard reindeer)
Lineage: Eukaryota; Metazoa; Chordata; Mammalia; Artiodactyla; Cervidae
Source: the annotation of a GenBank genome assembly
AUGAAAAUGCGUAAUCUUUGGCCGCCUCUACAUAAAUGGUCUUCUGGCUCCUACAGUUUACACCGCACCGCAGUCUACUUACACAGGACUACAAUUCCCAGCGGGCUGUGCGCGAGAGGGCGGGCGAAUUCUUCUGCCGGAAGUCCGCUCUACCCCUGGGUCCCCCAACAGCUGCCAGAGCCGGAGCCACCCAGAAGCCGCGGGACCGGGGGCCGCUGGGGUCCGGACAGGGGUCGCCAUGGUAACGAGGGCGCGCCUAUGCUGGGGAUGGGCGACGGGUGGGCCCACGUGCAGGUACUCCAGGCUCGGUGCGUUACUGACAAGCCGCCCCUGCUGCGGUGCGAUGGUCUGGGCCGGGCGCGGGCUCUCGGGAUUGGGGCCGAUCAAAGGCCGGCGAAGGGGGCAAGUGGGGGUGGUUCUGGGUGCGUGUGUGUACUGGGGUUAUCGAGGCUAGGGGGGCUUUUGAAGACCAGGUGCCAGGGGAGAAGGCUGUGUGGAAGGGAGACAUUCGAGAUCCGCUUCAUCCUCAUCCAGAACCGAGCAGGCAAGACGCGCCUGGCCAAGUGGUACAUGCAGUUUGAUGAUGACGAGAAACAGAAGCUGAUCGAGGAGGUGCACGCCGUGGUCACUGUCCGAGACGCCAAACACACCAACUUUGUGGAGUUCCGGAACUUCAAGAUCAUUUACCGACGCUAUGCCGGCCUCUACUUCUGCAUCUGCGUGGACGUCAACGACAACAACCUGGCGUACCUGGAGGCCAUCCACAACUUUGUGGAGGUCUUAAAUGAAUAUUUCCACAACGUCUGUGAACUGGACCUGGUAUUCAACUUCUACAAGGUUUACACGGUCGUGGACGAGAUGUUCCUGGCCGGCGAGAUCCGUGAGACCAGCCAGACGAAGGUGCUCAAGCAGUUGCUGAUGUUGCAGUCCCUGGAGUGA